UUCAGAACAAUCAAUUUCCCUUAAGAGAGAGUGGGAGCAGGGCUGGAGUGGAUGGCACAGGACCUGGAUACUCGCAUUUUGUGACGCUGAACGGGACCGGGCACUGGGGAUAAACCUGUGGAGAGUUGUGAGAGAGCUGGAAUACGACCAACUUGGGCUUUUGACACUUCACGAGCUUGAGAGGAGAGCAGCUGUGAGAAGCAGCAGACACACAGGCCAGUCCUGAUGGCAGGCGCUUGGGGGUCAGCCUGCACUGGACUCUGGCUCUAGCAGCCCACUGGGCCCUCACUUCAACUCUGAACAUUUCACAGCAGGACGAGUGCCCAUGAGGUCGUUGACGCUGGUCCUGCUCGUCCUGAUCAGCGUCCAGGCUGCACUCAUCAUGGGAGGCCACACCCAGGAGCAGGGGCCAGCCAAUCAGCACGCAGCAGCGCACCACUCAGCCAGGCCUCACGGCCAAUCCAAGCAGGACUCGCACUACGACGACCUAAUCCCCAACGUGGACCCCAAACUCUUCAACAAGCGCCGUUACCGCUCGCCUCGCGUGCUGUUUAGUGACGUGGUCCCUACGGAAAAUGACACGGGUAGCCCCAGGCGCCCACGUGUCCGGCGGAAGGCGAACGACUUCUUGCAUCGCGGCGAGUACUCGGUGUGCGACAGCGAAGAGCACUGGGUCGGCAACCUGACCCAUGCCACAGACUUAGCGGGCAAUGAAGUCACGGUGCUGCCGCACGUUCGCAUUAACAACGUCGUAAAGAAGCAGCUUUUCUACGAGACCACAUGCCGUGUGUCGAAGCCCGUCGGGGCCCCCAAGCCGGGUCAAGGAGCCAGCGGCGUUAAAGCUGGAACCUCUAGCUGUCGUGGGAUCGACAACAAGCACUGGAACUCUUAUUGCACCAACACGCACACCUACGUGCGGGCGCUAACGUCCUACAAAAACCAGAUCGCCUGGAGGUUCAUCCGAAUCAACGCCGCUUGCGUGUGCGUCCUCAGCCGCAACUCGUGGAGGCACUGACUGACUUAUUGACUGGUGACUCAGCCAAUCCACUGCAGCCUCCUGUCGUAAGCCCCUCCCACCCGUCAAUAAUAACAGCCGUACUGCCAACGUCGGUGAUCCGAGACUCCGCCCCUUUUCUGAUUUCUUUAUGACAUCGCAACCCAGUCCCCUCCUACCCUACCUCACUCUGUAAAUUAUUGGUUGUUUAAGUUAUGAGGACUGCAUGACAAUAUUUAUAUAGUUUAUACUGUCAGAAUAUAAAUAUAAAUAUAUAUAUGUGUAUAUACAGUAUACAUAAAGCAAGCUUUUGUUGUG
Labeo rohita (rohu) is the source of this 1312-nucleotide messenger RNA. It is a transcript of the gene ngfa, whose product is annotated as nerve growth factor a (beta polypeptide). The transcript is spliced from 3 exons. The coding region runs from base 326 to 1015 and encodes 229 amino acids. The record is from RefSeq and is a predicted model, not a curated record. Gene Ontology annotation, molecular function: nerve growth factor receptor binding; growth factor activity. Gene Ontology annotation, biological process: neuron projection morphogenesis; cell surface receptor protein tyrosine kinase signaling pathway; regulation of neuron differentiation. Lineage: Eukaryota; Metazoa; Chordata; Actinopteri; Cypriniformes; Cyprinidae.